This is a messenger RNA of Penicillium cinerascens, 645 nucleotides long. Its product is annotated as U4/U6-U5 snRNP complex subunit SNU23. NCBI's taxonomy places the organism in Eukaryota, Fungi, Ascomycota, Eurotiomycetes, Eurotiales, Aspergillaceae. Gene Ontology annotation, biological process: mRNA splicing, via spliceosome. The record is from RefSeq and is a predicted model, not a curated record. The transcript has a single exon. Bases 1 to 645 code for a protein of 214 amino acids. Gene Ontology annotation, cellular component: U4/U6 x U5 tri-snRNP complex; spliceosomal complex. Gene Ontology annotation, molecular function: nucleic acid binding; zinc ion binding.
AUGCCUCAACCAAACACCACCGGGCCCCCGGCCUCGGACACCGAGUUCCGCAAGACAUGGGACCGCGAGGAGUACGCCAAGAAGGCCGCAGACCAAGAAGCGAAGCGCAAAGCCGAAGGCAAAGCCCGAUACGAAGCGAAGCUCCUGGGCAAGAAAUACCAUGCGCCAGUCGACUUCUCCUCUCUCGAGGAGACCAAGGCCCGUGACAAGCGACUAGACGUCGCGUCGAUGGUGGGAAAGACAACGAUCGUUCCAGCUGGAGCCUCGAUGGGCAAACGAGGCCCUGGAGCUGGAUUCUACUGCAAGGACUGUGACCUUACCUUCAAGGACAAUAUUCAGCUGGUCGAGCACUACAACAGCAAACAGCAUUUGAUUGCGACUGGUCAAAGCGGCGAGGUGAAACGUGCUAGUGUGGAGGAUGUGCGGAUGCGUCUGCGGAUGCUGUCGCAUAGGAAGCGGGUGAGGGAGGAUGAGGAACGGCGAGCGUGGCAGCUUGAUCUCGGGGAGAGAUUGCGGGAGCGAGAGGAGAUUGAUGCGAAGGAGAGGGAGGAAAAGAGACGCAAGCGGAAUGAGAAGCGCCGGAAGGGCAAGGAUGAUGUCAAGCAGGAGGACAGCUGGGAAGGGAGACUGGGAAUCAUUGCGUGA